AUGAACAUUGAUAUGGGCCCUAUGAUAAAUGACUACUCGCAAACAGUUUCGCGGCUACCUGGAGGCGGCGGCUCCCUAAUGACUCCCAGCUUUCCGCGUCGAACGAUCACUCGAUCCGCGCUUUCUCGAGGACGCAGCCUCCGCGACACUGCUGAAUCACCUCCGCCUCCUGCCCCUCCUCUUCCGAUGAGAUGCCUGAACAAGGCACCUAAUUCCUUACGACGUCCACCGUCUAUACCGGUUUCGCCACCGUUGCAGUCUCAGCCGCAACCACCAUUCAGUCUUUCCAGCCAGAUUCUUGGCGACCUUACAACGACUAGCUUCCAACAAGGCAGACGGAUGCAACAAAUUGGCUAUCAUCUCAGCGAUCGCAUUUCUUCGGCUCGGCUGGCUAGCAGCCCAGCUAACCCUGCUUGCCCCAAUGGUCUGUCGCCUGAAGAACAUCUAUCUCUAAAUCCUUUGUCUCCAUCCUCACCUCUCAGUUUAGCCCCGCAUAGGCCUAAACCUGGUCAAUUGCUAAGAUCCGGAAUAAUCACUAGAGGGUCGAUGCCAGCAGUUCCUCUACUAAAGAAAUUAAACAAUGCGGAAACGUCGGCUGUAGGAAGAUCGUCCGGUGUUAUCCUAAUGAGCCCUCAAAGGAAUAUGGCUAAUCGUGAGGGCUGGCCAAAAGUUGGUCGACACAACUAG
Messenger RNA from Protopolystoma xenopodis, 687 nucleotides. Lineage: Eukaryota; Metazoa; Platyhelminthes; Monogenea; Polystomatidea; Polystomatidae. The record is from the annotation of a GenBank genome assembly.